Owenia fusiformis is the source of this 860-nucleotide messenger RNA. Lineage: Eukaryota; Metazoa; Annelida; Polychaeta; Sabellida; Oweniidae. The record is from the annotation of a GenBank genome assembly.
AAUGAAUAGGAUCUGAUGUCUCUAACACAGUAAUAAUAUGAAUAUUUCUUCAUGUAUAUAGUGUAUAUAUGGAAAGUGAAAUUAUGUCUAUUGUUGCCACUUAGUUGACAAAGAUGUCUUCACCUAAAAAUAUAAAAAAGAGAAAACUGCCAGGGUGGAUGGGAGUUGCAUCAAAGGAAGAGAGUGACCUUUGGAAAUUGGAAAGAGACUUUGAUUUCAAAGUCCGUGAGAUUAUUCGACAAGGGAUGGUAGACCUCUCAUUGCUAGGCAACCAGGUGUUAUCAACCAAUGAGAAAUGGAGUUUGGACAAUUUAGUAAGACAUCUGCUCCACAGGUGUCUAGACAAGGACCCUGCUGGAAGGAAGGGAGAUUGGGAUGACUGGUCAAUGACAGAUGUUAUGAGAAAGUAUGCUGCUACUGAUGCAUAUGCAAGUCUACUGGUUUACAAUGAAUUACAAAAGAGGGCACUGAAAGCAUCGUGAUGUCAUAAAUAACCAAUGUACUUAUCAACAAUGAUGGCGUUAUGAAUGAUGAAAUUUGAAGUGUUUAUGGAGGUGAUUACCACCAUUAUUCGAUGACAUAAUGAAGACGUCAAAUGACUGAGUGAAAAAAUGAUGGCAUUUUCAAAUUCAAAUGAGAUGUAAAAGUUAUCUUAUUGAAUGAACAUUCCUCAAAAACUAGCAUUGUCUAAAGGAUACCAUAUUGUAUUACGACAGCCCAUUGUUGAGUUAAAAGAACACAUGUUUAUCCUAAAAUGUUUGUUCAUCCAAAGACGAGGGGUGUAGUAAAGCUAUACAAUGUACGUAUAUGGGUAUAGAUGAUUAGGACUGCAAUUUACUGCAGUGUCAGCGUUCAUUUGU